AUGGCACCAUUUGAAGCAUUGUAUGGAAGAAAGUGUAGAAGCCUAGUUCGCUGGAAUGACUACAGUGAACGAAUAACCUUGGGAACAGAUGUCAUUGAGGAUAUGGUGAGCAAGGUUUCUCGAACAAAAGGUGUGAUGCGAUUUGGAAAGAAAGGGAAGCUUAGUGCAAAAUAUGUGGGUCUGUAUGAAAUUCUCCAACGUGUGGGGAAAGUGGCUUACAAAUUGGCUUUGUCAAUGGAGUUCAAGAAAAUGCAUGAUGUGUUCCACAUUUCCCAAUUGAAGAAGUAUGUGCCUAGUGAAACCCAUGUUUUGCAGCCGGAGACUAUUCAACUAGAUGAGUCUCUAACUUAUGAAGAAAGACCGGUCAAGAUACUAGAUCACAAGGUGCGUAGUACUAGAACCAAAGAUGUGAAGUUAGUGAAAGUCCUUUGGUCGAACCAAGAGUACGAAGAGGCUACUUGGGAGGCCGAGGAAUAG
Messenger RNA from Chenopodium quinoa (quinoa), 477 nucleotides. RefSeq lists its product as uncharacterized. The record is from RefSeq and is a predicted model, not a curated record. NCBI's taxonomy places the organism in Eukaryota, Viridiplantae, Streptophyta, Magnoliopsida, Caryophyllales, Amaranthaceae. The coding region runs from base 1 to 477 and encodes 158 amino acids. The transcript has 2 exons.